AUGCACCGAGGCGCGCCAGGAGGCCUCAGAGGCCUCAAGGGGGCCGAGGGCUCCUCCGAGGACUUGGGGGGCUCUUGCCUGGAGGCCGGGAGCUUUGGGGUGCUGAGGGAGAACGGCGAGGCCGAGGAGGCGGCGGGCGGCCGGAAGCGCGCCCGGCCCGUGCGCUCCAAGGCGCGGCGCAUGGCGGCCAACGUGCGGGAGCGCAAGCGCAUCCUGGACUACAACGAGGCCUUCAACGCGCUCCGCCGGGCGCUGCGGCACGACCUGGGCGGCAAGAGGCUCUCCAAGAUCGCCACGCUGCGCAGGGCCAUCCACCGCAUCGCGGCGCUCUCCCUGGUCCUGCGCGCCAGCCCCGCGCCCCGCGGGCCCUGCGGGCACCUGGAGUGCCACGGCCAGGCCGCGCGCGCGGGGGGCAGCGGGGAUGCGGGCUCCAGCCCGCCGCCGCCCGCCCCGCCGCCCGCCGGCCCCUUCGCGCCGCGCUGCGCCUCGUGCUCCCCUCACACGCCCCCGGGACGGCCCCGGGCGGUGGCCGAGGCUCCGGGCGCGGCCCAGGCGUCCACGGGAAGCUGGCGCCGAGGUCCCGGGGCUCCCUUCGCCUGGCCGCGGGGGCACCUGCGUGCGGGCCCCGGGCUGGGCUUCCAGCACUGCUGA
Messenger RNA from Neomonachus schauinslandi (Hawaiian monk seal), 651 nucleotides. It is a transcript of the gene BHLHA9, whose product is annotated as basic helix-loop-helix family member a9. The record is from RefSeq and is a predicted model, not a curated record. Gene Ontology annotation, molecular function: DNA-binding transcription factor activity, RNA polymerase II-specific; protein dimerization activity; RNA polymerase II transcription regulatory region sequence-specific DNA binding. Gene Ontology annotation, biological process: developmental process; regulation of transcription by RNA polymerase II. The transcript has a single exon. NCBI's taxonomy places the organism in Eukaryota, Metazoa, Chordata, Mammalia, Carnivora, Phocidae. The coding region runs from base 1 to 651 and encodes 216 amino acids.